This is a messenger RNA of Bactrocera neohumeralis, 2863 nucleotides long. RefSeq names its product neurotrimin (gene DIP-zeta). The coding region runs from base 644 to 2206 and encodes 520 amino acids. NCBI's taxonomy places the organism in Eukaryota, Metazoa, Arthropoda, Insecta, Diptera, Tephritidae. The transcript is spliced from 10 exons. The record is from RefSeq and is a predicted model, not a curated record. Gene Ontology annotation, cellular component: neuron projection.
UGCCUUUAUUGUUGUUUUGGCUUUCGUGCGAAUCUCGGGUUUACCAACUAUCUGCUUCGUUCCAUUGUUCGCUUCGACUUAACGCUGUCGCUGUUACUUUUGUACCAUAUGUAUAUGUGGCACAACCGUGUUGUUGGAUAGCAGUACGUCGCGCUGGUUGGCGGUAGCAUGUGCCCACAUCGUCUUCGUACCUUUAAAUUGUAUACCGAUGAAUUCGUUUUUUGCUUACUAUUGUGGUUGUUGUUAAUUUUGGCCAAUUUGUGUCGGCCUAUACAGGAAUUGUCGCACCGUAUCCUGAUGUCCUGUUUUGAAUAGCUUCGUAUUCAGUUGCGCAAAAGAUUCUGUACGAAUUGGACGCGAGUUUUCAUUGCGUGGAACGGUUCCGACAUUUACUUGCUUAGUUCGGUAGUGCUCCGAAUAUCGAGUUUACAUGGUAUUUUGUAGAGAUUACAAUUAACUAUUGAAGUUAACGAAAACUUGCCCCAAUAAACCGUAUAUUGAGAAGAACAUAAAAAUCAAAGCAGAAAAUAUGCGUUUUUUUAUUUCUCAAUUUUUUCGCGAAUGACCAUGUCAGAACAAAUCAUAGAAAAACACUUGAAAGAUUGAAGUGGUUCAAUCCUCGGUGAAUAAUGUGCAAACGUCAAUGUCGCCUUUGUUACGAUUCAAUGUGCCGUGCGAACUGUAUAAAAAAAGCAACAAGUUGAUGGGCCCUUGGUCUCUAAUCGGAGCGCUCAUAGUGCUCUCAGCAACAGCUGGGGAUUCCACUAGCAAAAUUAUAGCGCCGCAACAAAGUAGAAGUAUUAGCAGCGUCAGCCAUGCCAACGACAACGCAGAUUACACCACAGCGACCAUAAGUGUUGUAGGCGUAGCUGGUAGUCGUGUAAGCGGAAAUGGAGUUGGAGGUGGUACUGUUGUCAUUGGCAAUGGUGUAAUAGUGGCAGGUAGCGCUGGACCUUCGUCUAUGUUAAAUAAUGUUGUUGAAGAACCCGAAUUUACUGAAUACAUCGAAAAUGUAACUGUACCUGCUGGAAGAAAUGUUAAACUGGGCUGCUCUGUAAAGAAUCUUGGAUCGUAUAAGGUUGCAUGGAUGCAUUUUGAACAAUCUGCAAUAUUAACGGUGCAUAAUCAUGUGAUUACGCGCAAUCCACGCAUCAGCGUAACACACGACAAACAUGAUCGACAUCGGACUUGGUAUUUACAUAUAAGCAAUGUACAUGAAGAGGACAAAGGACGUUAUAUGUGUCAGAUAAACACAGUAACCGCUAAGACACAAUUUGGAUAUCUAAAUGUGGUCGUACCACCCAACAUCGAUGAUUCACUCAGUUCCAGUGAUGUUAUUGUACGUGAAGGUACUAAUAUAUCCUUGCGUUGCCGAGCCAGUGGUAGUCCACGACCAAUUAUUAAAUGGAAGCGAGAUGACAAUUCAAGAAUCACAAUCAAUAAAAACCAUAUAGUGAACGAAUGGGAAGGUGAUACUCUGGAGAUUACAAGAAUAUCUCGGCUUGACAUGGGCGCCUACCUCUGUAUAGCAUCGAACGGAGUACCUCCAACAGUGUCCAAGCGUAUUAAGGUCAGCGUAGACUUCCCUCCCAUGCUUUUGAUACCCCAUCAAUUGGUUGGAGCUCCUGAAGGUUUCAACGUAACAAUUGAAUGUUUCACGGAAGCACAUCCAACUUCGUUAAAUUACUGGACUCGUGGAGAAGGCCCCAUUAUACACGACUCUUAUAAAUACAAGGUGGAAUCUAGUGUUGGUGUUCCAGUUUAUAAAACUCAUAUGAAAUUAACCAUUAUAAACGUUAGCAGUGGCGAUGAUGGCAUUUACAAAUGUGUGGCCAAAAACCCACGUGGAGAAACCGAUGGUGUCAUUCGGCUGUACGUUUCAUAUCCACCAACCACAUCACCUCCUGGACCUUUUUCUACUGAAAUUCGUUGGGAUGUAUUUUUCGGGCACGGUAGUGAGACAUCACGAUCAAGUUAUGGCAGUUAUGGUCAGGACAAAAGUACACGUUUUCUAUCCAAUCUAAAUGAAAUCGGCUUAUCAGAACGAAAAUCAUUUGCUGAUAAAACGAAGGGCGGCCCAGGAGCAAGUAGCACCGAUGCAGCCCACGAUGACAAGGUUCGUCUAAAUGGUGAAGCACUCUCAAAAGUAUUGGCCAAUAAACUAAUGUGGAUUGCUAUUCUUAUAGUAUUAAGGCUAUGUUUAUGAGGACAUAACAUCACCAGCUCCAAUGGUCAAUACCGAAGCAUGAGUUUAUUAAACAUAUACCAUAUAUCUACAUUCAUAUAUCAUAUAAGCAUCUAAAAUAUGUAAUGUAUGUAACGCUUUCGUAGCACAUAUUACUCUCCAAAUGCCUUCAUGCUCGUUCUCUUAAAUCAUACUUCGCGAUCGCAUGACCAUAUAAAUAUAUAUAUACAUAUAUGUAUAUCAAUAUAUACAAUAUAGAUACGAAUAUAUAAGUUAAAUAAUGUUGUAAAUUAUGACCCUUAUACAGAUAUUUUUAAUAAAUAAUCAAAUGCUAGAACCACAGGUAAACUAAUUUAGAGCGAAAUAAUUAGUACGGCGUUUAAUGCGCUUAUGUUGCCUUUUAGCAAAAGAAAAAUAUCAUUAGGCGAAAAUGCCUAAAAGUGCUCCAGGAGAAGCUUAACAUAUCCCUUAGAUGAGAUUAAUGCUUAGCGAUAUAUGUAUAUAUACAUAUAAAUAUAAAGAAAUAUAUGCAAAUAAAUAUAUCUAUAAUUAAAAAUGAAUAAAAAAUAAAUCUAUUACACAUACACAUACUAUACACUAUGUAAUGUAGAUGAUUUAAAGAACAUACUUAUAUCCUGAAUAAGAAAACAUAUACAUACAUACUUAUGUUUAUUGUUA